Molecule: messenger RNA, 2123 nt
Organism: Vitrella brassicaformis
Lineage: Eukaryota; Vitrellaceae
Source: the annotation of a GenBank genome assembly
AAUCGCCUUCAUCGCAUGAAGAAGAGGCAAAGGCUGUCGGCCUACUGUUGCUACCUGCGUGACGACCUGCCAACUCAAGUCAGCAUCGCAGUGAAGACAGCCCUCAUCAUGCCCUUCCGGGCAACGGCGACUGCGAGCCUUCCCGCUGAGGUCUUUGAUUACAUCCAGGCGUUCAUUGGGGUUCCGACGCCUCCCACAGUGUCGCUUCCCAUCAGCCAGCAGCUGCCCUUCGGCCGCUGCAUCAAUCAGAUGGUCAACAGCUACUUAUCAUCGGCCUACCAGAGCAUUCGAGAAACCGGCACAAUGGAGGCAUGUGGGCUUGGCGAUCUAUUGGAUCAGGUGCGUCAGAAAGCAAUGGAGGAGGGAAGGCGACUCGGUAUUAAUGUGAUGUCAGCCGACAAGUAAGUUUUAUCUAUCAAGAAGAGAGACGUUGAUAUCCCUUGAUGGCAUCAUUGUUGUGUGUGGUGUGAUUCAGGGUUAAGUCACAUGGGUGGGCUUUACGUUUCUGCGCGCACGUGCCUGCAAGCGACUGAUGCGAAAGGAGGGAGAAGGCGCAAGGGGGAGGAAGAGAUGAAGGGGCAUGGAAUGGAUGGAUGGAUGGAUAGAUGACAUGGUGCGGUAGACAUCGGUAGACAUUGUUGUGUUAGUGAUAGCUUGUUGGCCAAUGGACUCCACUGUCUCUCGUCUCUGUCAAUUAGUGUAAUUAGUGUAUGUGUGGUGCCGAGAGGCACAUCAAGAGACGCCUAAACUACCCUAAAGAUCAUCGUUGUUCGUACCUGCGAGCUUAUGUUGCAGAUCUGUCCCUCCUUCCUUUUCUUCCCCGCAGCGAACACGCAUCACGCAUGGCAUGUGUACACACCUGAUCGCCCUUUUUAUCGCCAUGACGGCAGAUCUGCUGCAGCAGCCAGUCCAUUCCUGUCGCCCGCAUUAUGAUGGCAAAGCCAUCAACGGGAGGAGGAGAGAUGCAUUCCUGCCUCACCCCGUGCGGCCUUUGGUCGAGCUUCGUCCGCUCACACGACUUGGUGCCUCGUCCGAGCAGCCUCAAACUCAGAAGCUUGCUCUGCUCAGGCUUGAGGCGGCGAGGCUCAGAAGACACCUGGUGGAACUGGAGGCUAACAGGACGUCAGACGUCGCCAAAACAGAGGAGGUACGUGUGUGAGCAAUUCAUGGAUACACACAGAGGGGACAUUCAUCCAUCGAGGGAGGCAUCUUCGUCUGUGUCACCGUUUGUGCGUGCGUGUGCAGGUUCGCCUGGCGCUUGAGAGGUUGGAAGCUGACGACCCUAUGUGGCAGUACUGGGUGGCAAGACGGCGCAUGAAGGACACGGCCAUGCGAGGCGCAUUUCAGGAAGCUGCCAUAAACCGGGACAAAGCCAAGGCGGUACGCUCACACACACAUACACCAGCAGAGCCUGACACCUCUACUAACUCACCCAGCUACGUCGUUCAUUCGCCUGCAUGUGUCUGUGAAUACAUUAUAGGCAAAGAAAGCACUCCCUCAGUACCAGUUGUCUGGUUUAUGGGUCGCUGAUUAUGAGGGGAACAGUGCGUCUAGACGCCUGCAGCUCAUCAAGAUGGCCUACGAGGACGACGACACACUUGUGGCAAGGAAGGUCAUCGGCGAUAUGCAUGUUCCAGAGGGACAGGUGAGCAACACAUUCACACACAGUGCAUUCCUCUCUGUUUUUCCUUUUUUAUGUAGGUGACUUUCCGUGUUGACGUCUCUCAACUGCCAUCGCUAAAUCCGCUGUCCAUUCCCGGGCAGUCUGUGGGCACUUACGUUGAAGCGCUGGAGGGAGAAGGGCAAGUGGCUGAUCCUGGGCACGCCAACGCGCACUUUGUGGCUGGGCGGCUGAUUCUACUUGGCGAGAGGACCAUCGCCUUCGGGUGGGUGGGCGGAGGUGUAGAUAGAUGGGUGGUCUUCGAGCGCUUGAACGAUGAGCUGUUGAGCGAGAUAUUGCGGCAACACAGGCGGCUUCACAUGACUGGCGAAUAAGUGGGAGGGUGUUGUGUGUGUUCGAUGGAUAGCAAGAUACGGGGGCGGGUGACAUUGUGAUAAAGAGAGAUGGGUGCAUACAAACACUAUCACAUAUAUGUCACUCACAGCUGAACGACCACCGAUCA